UGACACAUGCUGAUACACAGAUACACAGAUACACAGCCACACAAGCCCCUUGCCACUAUUUCAAAAUAAAAUACAAAAUAUACAAAUUAAAAUUGUGCAUUCAAGGACCGUCCAGGAAGCGAUGCCCUGUCUCUACACAGCAUAGGAGUAUGUGAAUGAAACAACAUCGAAGCAACGGAAUUCUGGACCUCAAGAUGUCCAAAUACGGAAAACAGAGUCUCCUCCGUCUCUCCCUUGCGGCCCUGCUUCUAUUUGUGCUGUGGCUGCAGAUAUGUGCCGCCGCCAGAUCGCGUCCCCCCAGACCGACUCCGAGGCCGAAUUGGCGAAAGGGGUACACCGGAGACGGCACCACCCACGAGCAGAUGGGUCUGGUUCACUUUUCUGAAGCUAAACUUUCCAAGUUCAAUAUGUCGUUGAACUAUACGAAGACAGAAAACUACACAAGAAAAUUUAGUGAUCUUUUCAAAUGGUCGCGAGGAAUUUACGACAAGUUCUUUCCACUUAAUGUGACUGUGCCAAGGGGCUACCUUCGGUUUGUGGGAACGGAGAAGAUGACACUGGGACGGAAGGUGGACAGAAACGAUUGGGCGGCUUGGUUCGCCGCAUACUGGCUGUUUUGGCUGUGGGCGAGCAUUAUCGUCGCUCUCAUCGUCCUGAUGCCGUUUCUUGGCGUUUUGUAUUGCUGCUUUUGCUGCUGUCGCUGCAAGCAGGGCUGUCCGCCCUGCGAUAUAGCUGCCAAUAGGAGGAGGCGUUUUAUUUGGGGCACCUGCCUGGCUCUGAUCAUCGUAAUGAUCGGCUUGUGCAUGGCCCUGGCUGUUUACUCGAAUAGCUUGCUGGAACGCGGCCUGGCCAAGACCAAGAGGACCCUGGAAAAGGGUAGCCUGGACACCUGUACUUUCCUGUACGGUGUCCAGGAGCAUAUAGAGCAUCUGUUUGUGAAAAACUUUGAGGAGCUGGAGACGCAUCUGACCCAUUUGAUCAUGAAUGCACCUAGGCAUAUAGCCAAUGACUUGAACGAUGCUUCAGGGGCUAAUUCAAUUCAAGAACUCAAAUAUAUAUUUGGCAAUCUCAGACUCGUAGAAUAUUAUACUGAAGACACCAUUAAUACUCAUGUGGAUAUUGUGGCUAACGCCAUAAAACUAAGAGAAGCUUUGCGGGGAGUGAAGCGCGACAUAAACUAUGCGGCAACGGUGCUUUGUGGCAGCCAAGAGUGCAUCAAAUUUCUGGGUCGCUCCGAUAUCGAGUUUAUCGACACAUCCAGAUGUCUGCAUGCGGACAAGAUUCCCAGCGUUAGGGCAAUACAACAGGGAUUAAAGGCACUUUUUCGGCAUGAGCAUAGACCAGAUGAGGCACUGGCACGACUGCAUGAAAUAACCGUAUUGAUCAAGGAGGAAAUGGAACGCGUCGCUGCACCAAUGAUCCGCGACAUAAAGAAGGGAAAGAAGCUCUUUGCCGAUCAGGCAGACCGCAUCAAUGAAAUAAUUGACGUGGUCAUCAGUGACAUUCAUUUGGCCACACUGCGCUCGACGAGGGCCUUCGAUGAUCUGUACGUCAGGUUCGAUCGGACCCGUAACUAUGUGAUAGUGUCCAUCGCUAUCUUUGUGGCUGUGAUACUGGCUGUCCUGAUAAUUGCCUUGGCCUUCGGCUGCUUCGGCAAACGUGUCACUGGAGUGAGAGACAAUGGUUUGAGCCGGAGGAUUGGCUCGCACUUCAUUUUAUUAGCCAUGCUGUUGAUAGUCUGCGUGAUAUCCAUUAUGCUCAUGAUGGGACUGUGCUACUUUUUGAUUGGCGCCGUGGCGUACAAAGGCGCAUGCGCACCACUGAGCGAGAAGCAGAGGGCUGCCCGAGAAAGGCUCAUCAGCGAGAUCAAAUUACAGAGCGAUGUCAGCUCUGUGUUUUCCUCUAGGCGGGAUGGCUCCAAGGAUGCCCUCAAGAUAUCGAAUAUUAUCAAUGAGUGCGAAGGCGCCAACAGCAUCUUUAAAUAUCUGCGAGAGAAUCGAAUCUACGACGUGGACGACUUGAUACGAGUCCGCGUGAUGACCCCAAUGGAAGCCGACUUCACACUUUUCCAAGAUCUAGAUCUGUCCGAUUUUUUCCUAUUAACACCAAGCGACAUAGACGUGUACUCGGCAGCGGCGAACUCGUCCCUCGACCAUCUCCAUCCUGAUCUGUGGUUUGAUACCCUAUGCUAUGAGUAUGUGCCAAUCGAUUUUGAGAAUCUCCGAAUGGGGCUGAAAAAAUUAGCUCAUUCACUGCCGUGGAAUUACUAUCAAGCAGCAAAGGCUGCUUUCGAAAAUGAAUAUGAAAACUUAGAAACAUUUCAUAAGGAAUAUACUCCAAUUCUGGAACACCAUAUCGUGGAGGCGUUGCGCUAUGCCAGUUGGACCCAACGUCAAAUCGAAUACGAGUACUACAGCUUUGGCGACUCCAUCAGACUCUUGUUGAAAAAUAUUCUGAGUACCGAGAUGUUUAUACGGGACAUGGGCAAGCACUACCUUGCCAAUAUUGGCAAAAAUCUGACCACUGUGAUUCAGCAACAGAUCAACAACUACAUCAAAAUGGUAGUCCAUGAGGCAAACACGAAGGUGGGACACUGCCAGCCACUCACCUACAUAUAUGACUACAGCCUGGACACGCUGUGCAGCGACCUGGUUGACCCCAUAAUCGGCUGCUGGCUGGGCAUAUUGGUGUCUGCCUUCCUUCUGUUAAGCGUACUCUGUAUCGGCCAUCGCCUGCAGUGCCUGUACAAGCAGAUCCAGACGAGGCCCAGGCCGUUCGUCGUGGGACCGAAGAAGAGUCCCAGCUGUCCGUAUUGCAUUGGUCGAUCGGAGAGGCUAGCAGGUGGUGAUCCUGGUGGGUCUGGUGGGGCUGCACGUUGUCCUUGCGGUCUUCAGGACGACUUUGCACGAGCGGCGAUUCUCGACGUGGAACAGGCGAUUGAAGCACCGACGAAUCAUCCCAUGGAAUUGCCCUUGCCAUUGCCAAUCAGGGAUCCAGAGUCCAGUACAGACGGGAAGAAUAAGUUGGAUUAGCCAAUGGUAGAGACAUUCAUGCGGAAUUUUGAAUAUUCGGCUAUACUGUUAUGGCCCCAUCAAAGCCCGUCAAGUAUGCAGGAGAGGAUGAUGGCUGGAAUUUCUUCGAAUCCCGGACUCCCAUUCCUGGACUUAUUUUCAAUGGAAAACCGGAACAUUUUCUUUGG
Molecule: messenger RNA, 3199 nt
Organism: Drosophila miranda
Lineage: Eukaryota; Metazoa; Arthropoda; Insecta; Diptera; Drosophilidae
Product: prominin-like protein
Exons: 12
Coding region: 156-3032 (958 amino acids)
Cellular component (GO): membrane
Source: RefSeq, a predicted model, not a curated record